Cyprinodon variegatus (sheepshead minnow) is the source of this 4226-nucleotide messenger RNA. RefSeq names its product gamma-adducin-like (gene add3a). NCBI's taxonomy places the organism in Eukaryota, Metazoa, Chordata, Actinopteri, Cyprinodontiformes, Cyprinodontidae. Bases 365 to 2419 code for a protein of 684 amino acids. Gene Ontology annotation, cellular component: postsynaptic density; cytoskeleton; plasma membrane. Gene Ontology annotation, biological process: barbed-end actin filament capping. The record is from RefSeq and is a predicted model, not a curated record. The transcript has 16 exons. Gene Ontology annotation, molecular function: actin filament binding.
ACUCACAGCUGUUGGUACUCCUCUCUCCGAUGAACAGCGUUGGAGAGCAGAGCCUGAAGGAGUCUGGGAGAACCUUUCGUUAGUUGGCAGCUCCUCAUGUGAGCAUCUGGACGGAAUAACUGGAGGGACAACUGGAGCGACUCGCGUUUUUCUGAUCACCUACCCGCCUGUCCGUUCCGGGUUCUCUGUUGGAAUCUGCUUACAGAAUCUGAAACAACCGCAGAGUGGGAAAGAGAGACAUGAGUUUUACCUCUGCCAUCUGCCACUACUGCCUGAUUUCUCCCAUUCACUAAUCCAGGAGGGAAUACCAGGUAAGAGGGUCAAAGCGGCAGCCAUAGAGGCAAAGCAGCAAGGUGUAGCAGGCAUGAGUGCAGACAGCCAUCAGGGGGUGGUGACCACUCCUCCGCCACCCACCGGGGGGACCAAGGAGCGCUAUUUUGACCGGAUCAACGUCAACGAUCCGGAGUACAUCAGAGCCAGAAACAUGUCGCCGGAUCUCCGGCAGGACUUUAAUGUCCUGGAGCAGAAGAAACGCGUCACACAGAUACUACAGAGCCCAGCUUUCAAAGAGGAACUGGAGUGUCUGAUCCAUGAGCAGCAGAGAAAAGGGAACAACCCGACCGGACUGCUGGCCCUCAGGCAGAUCGCAGACUUCUUCAUGGCCAGCUCAGUGGCCGGCUUCAACACGUCUCCUCUCAGUCUGGGGAUGGUGACUCCCAUUAAUGACCUGUAUGGGGUGGAGUGCUCCUCUAUGGUGAAAGGCGAGAAGCUGACGCGCUGUAAACUGGCCAGCCUCUACAGACUGGUAGACCUGUUCAGCUGGGCCCACUUCGCCAACUCCUACAUCACAGGCCGAGUGAGUAAAGAACAAGACCACAUUCUCAUCAUCCCCAGAGGUCUGUCAUUCGCUGAAGCUUCUGCAUCCAACCUGGUGAAGGUGAACAUCAUCGGGGAUGUGAUCGAGCAAGGCUCCACAAACCUGCGGAUCGAUUCGGCCGGUUUCAGCCCGCAUGCUGCCAUCUACUCCAUGCGACCGGACAUCCGCUGCAUCGUACACGUGCACACUCCCGCCACGGCGGCUGUGUCCUCUAUGAAGUGUGGCAUUUUACCUAUUUCCCAGGAGGCAUUGAUCUUGGGAGAUAUUGCUUAUUACAACUAUCAGGGCUGCCUGGAUGACCAGGAGGAGCGCAGAGAGCUGCAGAAAGCCCUUGGUCCAACAGCAAAGAUUUUGGUGCUGAGAAAUCACGGCGUAGUCGCUCUGGGGGAGACCAUCGAAGAGGCCUUUCACUACAUCUAUAAUGCCCAGUACGCCUGCGAAAUCCAGGUGAAUGCUAUCUCAUGUGCUGGAGGAGUGGACAACCUCAUAGUGCUGGAUCCUGAGAAGUAUAAAUCCAGAGUUUUUGCUGUGGCUAAUGCUGCAUCCGUCAACAUGGCUGGGCAGUACAAGUGGAAGAUCGGGGAGCUGGAGUUUGAGUCCCUGAUGAGGAUGCUGGAUAAUCUGGGCUACAGGACGGGUUACGCCUACAGACACCCCAUCAUUCGAGAGAAGCCGAGGCAUAAGAGCGAAGUGGAGAUCCCCGCCACCGUCACCGCGUUCACAUUUGAGGAGGAUGGUGACGCCACUCGGCUGCCCUUCAAGUUCCUACAGCAGCGGCAGCAGAGGGAGAAGACGCGCUGGCUGAACUCCCCUAACAGCUACACCAAGGUCAGCGUGGAGGCCGGAGAGGAGCGCUGCAGCAGGACCACCACGUGGAUGAAAGCGGAUGAAACCGGAACUCCGAUCCGCAUUGAGGACCCCAACCAGUUCGUCCCUCUGAACACAGACCCCACCGAGGUGCAGCAGAAGAGGAACAAAAUCAGAGAGCAGAACCGGUUAGAUGUGAUGACAUCAGGCCCGCGGUCUCAGCACCUCGCUGGGAUUCCUGUCGAUCAGCCGCGCCAGGAAGCUGGGCAAAUAGGCGCGCCGCCAUACGUGCCCACAGAGGAGGAGCAGAUGGCUCCUCUUCCUCCCAACCCGUUCAGCGAGCUGUUGGAAAAGGAGGAGUCCCACAAAAACAUGGAGAGAAGGCAACUUGGCCUCAGCGAUGGCGAGCACGAGCUAACCUCCGACGACGGCUCCACUCUCUCUCAGUCUCUGUCUGUCACGCAGUCUCCGCAAAUCACUCCAGCUAAAGAAGAAAACCACACGGGCCUGAUGAACGGAAAGGACAACCACGACGAGGAGCUGUCCAAGCGGGUCAGUCAGCUGACCACCAGCAUGGAGAGCGUGGAGAUCACCGUGCGCUCUGGCGAGAAGAUCGAGGAGACGCUGUCCCCCGAAAGCUCCCCCUCUAAGUCACCCAACACCAAGAAGAAGAAGAAGUUCCGCACGCCGUCCUUCUUGAAGAAAAACAAAAAGAAAGAGAAGACGGAGGCCUGAGAGAAGGGAGCAGGCAGCGCGGGGAGUCAGGAAGAGCGUCCGCGUAAAGAGGAAAGAGGGGCCCGAUCCUCCUCCUUUCUGUCUUUCUUUUGUCUGUCCUUUUAUGUUUGUUUUUUUUUUGUUUUUAAUUAUAUUUGAUUUUUUUAACAAAAGGUUUUAUGUACAAAAGGCAGAAGAAAGUUUAAAAAAAUGGGAUAAAAAAAAAAAAAAAAAGUAAUUUUUGCAGAGAAAGAAUGUUUGUGAAGUUUCUGGGAGGGCAGGCGUUUGGGCCCCCCCGAUCAAAGCUGCAGCAGAUGUGAGGAAACAUGCAGGUGUUGGUGUGUCCACACACCUGAUAACUCAUGCAGUGCUCUAACAGGGCUCCUGGAAAUGUCACUUUUUAGAUCCUGAAUAACUGGCUCCUCUUCUCAUUUUUAACCUUUCUCAAAUAUAAACUGGAAGCCUCUUUUGUUUCCCUUCACAUAUGCUUUUUUUAGAUAUAUUUCCAAUUAUUUCUGCACAAAGGAAAGCGGAGACGCCACAUAAGUUUUUACAUCACACUGGAAAACCUGGAAUAAAAGCAGCAGGAGGCUUUGAGCUGAUGUGUGGCUCUGGAUGACGGUUUUCUCCUCCAAAGAUUGUUGUUAAACCACCGAUACGGUUAAAGGUUGUUGGAGUAGAUGGUGCGGACGAAGGCUGGCUGUUUCUAACUACAUUAUCUCAUAUUUAUGUAGCGUUUUUAUACCAUACCUUCUUCAUCUCUGUUGUUUUUAUUUGCCAAAAUGACUGGGAGAAAAUCAAAUUUUAGGGAAGCAUCUCUGUUUCUCAUGGGUGGUGAUUGUUCAGACUGAAUGCAGUUUUAUAUCCGUCGGCCUCGUCUCGCUCUAGGCAUGGGCCAGUUACCGGAUUAAAGGUUAUAAAGGUGCAUCUGGAUCACUUAAAAUAUUAUUAAAAAUUCAUUUGUCGGAGUAACCCUUUUAAUAAGUAAAAUACAUCAUAUAAACUACUUCACUACACACUGUUAGUUUCAAACCAUAUUUACUCUGGUUCUAAUGAUUUCAGCUUCUACCUAAUACAAUCAUAUUAAUUAUUAGAAUACUGCAGUACAAUUAUUUUUAUAAAGAAAUGUGGUUUUAGUAAAAAUGCCUGCUAAAAAGUUAUUUUCAAAGGUAAUUUCAAUCGGAAGAGUCUCAUAAAACAUUUCUAUUAGAAUUAUCUCUUUAUUUAAAUGUACUCACUGGAUUUCUGGUCCUUUCAGUCAAUAUUAUGCUAAAACAUUUUUUUUUUUUUUUUUUUUUUUUUUUUUACAAAUUUGUAUUUAAAAUCUGUUGUAAAAAUAGACCAAAAGAAUCCAGAAAGGACUUUAGCAAAUUAAAGAUGUACUUCAGGAGGAAAUAAACGGAGCUCAGUUUACAACUAUUGUGCAAAACAUCAGAUUGAUAUUUUUCAGUAUUGUUCAACCUAAAGUGGCGUCAGCUGUUUUAAAAUACUGAAAACCUAGCAGUUCUCCAAUCUUUAUCUGCUUUGGUUUUGUUAUAAAAAUGAGGUUUCAUAAGUCAAAACAAUCUGUUGCGAACGGGAUAUUUUUUUUACAUUUCUGUAGACAUUUUAAUAACAGUGUGCAUGACACUAGAAACAUUAUCAAUGCUGGAUUUGCCCUGCCAGGCCACUAGUUGGCAGUAUGUUCUUCAAAGCUCAACCACAUGAUCAUGCAAAAUGUUAGCAUGAAACAAUCCAGCACUAGGGCUGCAUCCUUCGCUCAGGGCUCUUUAGCCAAAGCAGGAGCGCAUCAGUGGUUUCCAUGAUAAGCAAAUCCCACAAUCCUUUG